Messenger RNA from Hemiscyllium ocellatum (epaulette shark), 5856 nucleotides. It is a transcript of the gene cers3a, whose product is annotated as ceramide synthase 3a. The record is from RefSeq and is a predicted model, not a curated record. The transcript is spliced from 11 exons. Gene Ontology annotation, molecular function: sphingosine N-acyltransferase activity; DNA binding. NCBI's taxonomy places the organism in Eukaryota, Metazoa, Chordata, Chondrichthyes, Orectolobiformes, Hemiscylliidae. Gene Ontology annotation, cellular component: membrane. Gene Ontology annotation, biological process: ceramide biosynthetic process. The coding region runs from base 274 to 1398 and encodes 374 amino acids.
UGUCGAAACCGUAUGACUCACGUUUUUUUUUUAAAUUUCCUGUCCUUCCAGCAGUUCACAUCAGCAACUGAAUUGGACCUGUGUAAGGCAGCCCGUCCUUCAGGUGUUGUGGAGUGAAACAGUAUUAACUCUAAUAGAAGCUCCUGAGUUAGUUGAACUGUACACGUGUGGCGAGCCUGGCUGGAUACUCUUGUGUUCGAACAGUUUAAGUUCGCUGUAGUCCUGUGACCUCUGACCCUGACUUAAAGAAUUUUGAAAGCUACGUAUAAAAGAAUGUUGCAGACUCUGAGUGACUGGUUUUGGUGGGAUCACCUCUGGCUUCCCCGAAAUCUAACCUGGAACGAUCUAGAGGACAGAGAGGGCUUUGUGUAUGCCAAGGCCUCCCAUUUAUAUGUGACAGUCUUCUAUGCUGCUCUCCUGAUGAUAGUCCGGCACUUUUUUGAAAGGUAUAUUGCUACACCUCUUGCCAAAAUACUAGGGGUUAAGGAUCAAAUAAGAUUGAAGGUCACACACAAUGUGGUUUUAGAGAAUUUUUUUGUCUCCACAUCAAAGCAUCCAACAAGGUUACAGUUAGAAGGUUUGUCAAAGAAAUGCAGUUGGACAGUACGGAUGGUCGAGAGAUGGUUUAGAAGGCGGCGCAAUCAAGAAAGACCAAGUUUGAUGAAAAAGUUUCGAGAAGCUUGCUGGCGAUGUACAUUUUACCUCCUGGCAUUUAUUGGUGGUAUUGCUGUCCUGAUUGAUAAGCCAUGGUUUUACGACACAUGGGAGGUGUGGGUAGGAUAUCCUAAACAGACACUGUUACCAUCACAGUAUUGGUACUAUAUAACUGAGCUGAGUUUUUAUUGGUCACUAUUGUUCAGUAUUGCAUCAGAUGUAAAACGAAAGGAUUUUAAAGAACAAGUAAUUCAUCACUUAGCAACCAUCAUCCUGCUGAGCUUCUCGUGGUGUGCUAACUACAUCCGCGUGGGAACCCUGGUGAUGAUUGUCCAUGACUCAUCUGACAUUCUGCUGGAAUCUGCCAAGAUGCUUAACUAUGCCGGGUGGAAAACCGUUUGUAACUCUCUCUUCAUUGUCUUUGCUGUGGUAUUUAUAAUCACCAGGCUUGUCAUCUUCCCUUUCUGGAUCAUCCAUUGUACUUGGGUCUAUCCAGUUUAUCACUAUCCUCCAUUCUUUGGAUAUUAUUUCUUCAACGUCAUGCUGGCUGUCCUUCAACUGCUCCAUAUUUUCUGGGCAUACCUCAUCUUACAAAUGGUUGCAAAGUUCUUCUCCAGCAAAUUGGAUGGUGAUGAUCGCAGUGAUCAAGAGGAGUGUGAUGGGAGUGAUGAAGAUGACGAGGGCUUGAAGAAUGGUGCUGGCUCCAUAAAGAAUCUGGCUGUUAAUCGUCAUCACAGUCACUGACCCACAUCAUUCCGGUCAGCUCCUGUGACACAGUAAAGGGAAUGUGUGGAACUGGUAGCAGUGCCUGUGGAGCAAGUGUUGAUGAUAAGUGAGUCAUGUGCUGUUAUUGGACCUGGAUUGAAGUGAAUGUUGGCUGUAGUCACUCUUCUUUGUAGAAUUCUUCCUCUUCAGAGUUUCUUCAGGUACUUCAAGAAAUUGCACUGAAGAGAAAAUCACGAAGUAUUCAGCAUGGGUCAGUGAGCAAAAUGCAGAUAGCUGCUGUUUUUGAGCCAACACUGACCAACACACUGGCGGAACUUUUUUGAAAAUUCGGUCCAAGAGGUUCAGUUUGUUUUUAACACAAAAUGCACUGCACAAGGAAACUCGCAUGUCCAACACUCUCAGCUCCCAACACACUCAAUGAGCACUGAGUCACUAGGAGUCAUUAGCCUCGGCAAUCUUAAAUGAACCUACCAAUCAAAGCAGACUUAAUGAGAAGAAAAUCAAAUGGUCAAUGGUCCUUUUUAAUAAGACCUCUUCCAAUAUGCAUUUUGUUGAUCACCAUUGCUGCAAGAAUUCUGCAGAAUGUACGCAUAACUCUCCCAUGUGUACAUUAAUUUUAAUAUCAGAAUCUUCUCGUGUGAAGUCUGAACUAUUGUUUCAAACACAAAUAUCUAGGUUUAAAUUGAUCCAGGGAUAAUUUUUUAUGUUCUAACCAGGGCAGCAACAGCCUGGCUGUCUCAAAAUAUUGGUUGUACAACACUAUUCAUACGCCCUCUGCCUUUGGGGAGAUGGGAUUGAAAUCCAGAGAGAGAAUCUGCUCACCAGGCAGGCAGGACAGGCAGUUUGGCUCAUUAAGAGUUUUGUUACAGCUGACUGGGGUUGACUGACACUUUACCAUCAGUCUCCAGCUUCCCAAUGUAACUGAGGUAUGAGGGUUUAUCUGCUGUCUGGAGGUUAGGCAACGGCUUGGGUGGUAGUGGGACAGCAGGGUUUCAGGAAGGCCUCCCAUCUCUUCCCUGCCUGCCGAGACAGGGAUUUUACACCCUCCUUUUCGAAGGUGGUCUUGACUGCUUUGUGCACUUCUUUAUAACUACUUUUUAAAAAGUGGUUAGGAGAGCAAUUUAUUUUUGAGAUGCCCUCCUAGUCAUUUACCGAAUAGAAUAAUUGGGUGUUUACAUGAAGGUGGAAGCCUUCUGAUUGGCUCUCCAAAUUUAAGAACUGAUCUGAAGCUCUUAAUUGGACAGGAAACCCACCUCCAUGACAGUUAAGGCCCAUACCCUUCCCACCUGUGCCAUGGGGUUUUCACUUGAGAACAAAACCACCUGUAUGUGAAAACACAUCCACAAGUAUGAAAAUGCAGACAUAAAACUGAGCGCACAAAUUAACCCUUCAUGUUUAGGCAGAGAUCGACAUUUGAUUAAUCUAUUCUUCAGGUACCUUUCACAGCCUCAGGAUAAUGAAAAGUACAAAGUUAGCUCCCACAAACAGUGAUAAUUUAAUGACCAGAUAAUCACUUUUUGCUGAUUGAAAGAGAAAUAUUGCUUAGGCUUCAUAGUUUAAGUUAAUUAAUUGACAACUGCCUUCAAUCUUUUCUCCAGAUAAUUGAUUACAUGAAUGAGCAUGUCAUUUUAAACCUUCAACAAAUAUUAAUUAGAGAUCAGAUUUUUUUAUUCUAGAAGUAGCUAUAUCUCACCUGUAAAUUCUGAGCUAUCCAUAGGCAGGUUCAGCAUAGUUAUCCCAGAAGGUGUCAUCAGUAAGAGCUCCAACAGUUAACCAAAUUCCACUGUGACCUUGUUAUCUGUUUCUGUCUCAGGAUCAGCUUGGCCAGGCUUUCAGAAGGCUCUGUGUUCUUCAGUGUGCAGUUUGUUGACAUAGGGGCUGGAGGAGGAAAUGUUGAGAUCCAGUCCAUGGGGACAGUUGCAACAACAGCUGAAUGGGCAAAACCAGUUUUUAAGGGGAAAGAGUCUCCAGUGAGUCCUGUGGCGAACUUCCUUCUAACCAGGUGGUGAAGUCAAGUAUUUGCAAAGGUGGGGAGAGAUUUCCCUGACCCUGACAGUCCCAUCAGCCUCUCUUUCCUUGAGGCCUUCCCCUCCACCUCAAACACCUCCAUCACCAUCCUCAUCUCCUCCCCCUCACCAGUCUUGUUUGCAUGUGUUGAAGUAUAAGCAAGGCACAGGAUAGGGAAAAUGUAAUUGUCUGGUUUUAGUCACAGAUCUGUUAGUGGGUGCUCUCAGUUUAGCUACACUCUGAUUCCCGACCUGUACCAUGACUGCUUUGGAAUCACAGUUCAAUAAAAUCUCCUCCUCACUGAUACUAAAAGAAUGGGGCAUUUACCAGGGACUUUGGUUGCGUUCUGUUUCACUGUCCAAUGCAACAGGCUUGAUGUGACAAUGCUGUAUGCCCAUGGCGGGCUAUCACUGAAUAGGAACAAUGCUGAAAGGAGCUACCUCAGAAAUUAGCCUAGGCUGAGUAUGGUAAUACGUUUAGUGGAAUUUAUUCCAGUGUUUGCCUUCCAAUAAAUUAAAUUUUUGAGCAUUGGAAGUCUGAUGUUGAGAGAUGAAGACUAGUUGGCUCUCUUCAUGUUACUUGUGGGAUCUUGCUGUGUACAGACCAGUUACUAUGUUUUCUGCAUUGCAACUGUGAAAGCCCUUCAGAACAACUUAACUGGCUGCAAGUGAUUUGGAAUGACCUGAUGCUGUGAAAUGUGCCAUACAAAUACCAUUUUUCCCCCUUGACUAUGAAAGGAGCAUUCCCUUCCACUACAAUGAAUGACUUGGACCUUUAUAAGGCCAUGCUGAGAAUGAGUUUUCUUAAACCUGCUGCAGGUUUGUUACUUAUCCUGAAAUUUAACUCGAUGCUAUUGUGCUGUACAUAGUGACUGAAUAGCCUAGUUCAGUUGUGUGAAUCUAAAUCCAUUUCAGGAUCAAUAUCAUGUAUAACAAUGCAACAUAUUGCAAAUCAAGUCCAUAAACUAGAAACUACAAUCCUCUUUCCUUUUAUGAACAUAUUUAUAUUUCAUUUUGUUAAAACUGAGAUCCAGACUGUGUGCUAAUGCUGAUCACUGCUCUGUUACUCUGGACUCUCCUGCUUUUCCUUAGGAUUAUUUUUCCUAAAGCAUUUAACUGGCAUUGUACUUAAUUUUAUUCAAGGUUUUUUCCCAGUGCUGGCAAGUUUGAUGGAGAUGGUAAUGGAGUACAGGUGCUGGGCACCAUUUUGUUUUGAGUACUGACCACUAAUUUUGAUUUACAGCCUUGCAUUUUGCUCUUUUUGAGCUCUCCUGUCACGUCCACACUUCUUUCCUCAGCCUGGAAGGUGGGAUGGAUCCAGGCUGAAGCUCUCUCCACAUCUGCUCUCUGUACAGGAGCCAAGAGGAAAUGGUAGUUGAUGAGCAAACAGAAAAGCUACCCUGUAAAUGCCAUUCACCACCCCCUCCCCCCAUCCCCAACUCUGCACCCACCCUGCUAUGGAAUGUUCCGGCACAGCCCAAGCCAGAAUAAAACUCCGAAACCAUUUCUGUACUUUUAUUGUUAUUCAAAUCCUGGCCUAGUUCUGUGAAAUGGGAAGCAGCAAUUUAAUAAAGACUGAUCUGGAGGGAUUUUCGAUCUGGCUCCUUCACACUGUGUGCAUUGUGAGACUGAAUCCAGAUAAACAAGUCAUUCUUGAACAUCUUCCCGAUGAAGGUCCCACACUGCACAGAGUGUGUGCAGUCACUGUCACACAGCUCAGUCUGAGGAGCAGCAUCUCAUUAGGUUUGGCCUCAGCAUUGCUCAUGUAACCUCAGUAUAACUAUUGCCAACAGAAUUGUACUGGCCUCCAACACAAUGUAAUGUGAACAAAAAAAACAAUGAUGGCAGCAGUGGUAGGAAACACUUACCGAGCAAAGCAUCAAAUAUUUAUUUGAAGUUCUCUUUAGAAAUUCCAAUUCUCUUCAGAAAUAAUAAGCUGUCUGCUUAUAAUCAAGAGGCUGGAUUUGAUUGGAAUAAGCAUCUCAAAGUUCAAUUAAAUGUGUCCACUCAGGUAGAACCCACCAUUCUCCAGUAUCCCCAAACGGGUCUGACUUUGCAUCUUUUCAGGGGUGUCUAAGCAGUGCUGGGAUAUCGAUGACAUUGUGAGCCAAUGAAUUCAGUAUUUGAAUGAUGGCCACUUUAACUGGUUUGGACCUGAAUCUUGCCUGUCACAUGCAGCAGCUGAAUGGGACCCUGACCAAGCUGGUGGCUGCACAAGGCAUGAUGUUCUGACCAGAGGAUUGUAUGUCUUUCAUUGCUAAAAUUUGUGACAUGUCCCCUCAGAGAGUGAAGACCCCUUACUGGUGACAGGUCGUGAACUCUGUGACCUGCUUAUUCACCAUAAUGUAUUAAAGUGUUUGAAACUGAAAAUACAGAUCUCUAAUAUUUUUAUAUUUUAUUGAAUAUGUGCAAUUUUACUGAUUCCAUUCUGAUAAUUCUUUAUAAACAACUAUAACCUCUAAUAAAAACA